AUGUACGACGACCCACCUCCUAUGACUCUGGGAUUGUCUGAUGAGACUGCAGAAAUGAUUCGUCUCUCCCUAGCAACCGCGACCUUCGCCUUCGGCCUCCUCGCCGAUAUCUUCGCCUCGCCUCGCCUCUUCCUCGCUAAGAACGCCCUCUCCGUUGCCAGCGCGCCACUCGAGGUUCUAAUCAGUCUUCUUUACUGGAGCCUCCGCACCAUCGACCCGGCGCUCGUGAUGCCCGAAUGGGCGCCUCCACUAGACAUGCGUGCGGACCUCAGCUUCCACGCUGUGCCUGCCAUUGUCCUCGCCAUCGAUUUGCUAUUCCUGUCGCCGCCGUGGACGAUUGAGGCGUUGCCCGCGUUUGCCCUCAGCGCGACAACCGCCCUCGCCUACUACGCCUGGGUGGAGCUCUGCCACUCCCGCAACGGCUUCUACCCCUAUCCACUCUUCGAGCAGCUCUCGCCGGCGGGCCGCGUUGCUCUUUUCGUCGGUUGCGCGGUGGCUAUGGCGCUCAGCACCGCGGGGCUGAAGAGGGUGUAUGGGUGGGUUAACGGCGCUACGGUAGGGGAGGACGAGGAGAGGCCCGGGAGUGUGAAGGGAAAGGAGGAGUAUAAAGGGGUUUGGGGGAGCGGUAUGAGCGCUGGAGGGGGGAGGUAA
Messenger RNA from Coniosporium apollinis CBS 100218, 651 nucleotides. RefSeq lists its product as uncharacterized. Bases 1 to 651 code for a protein of 216 amino acids. Lineage: Eukaryota; Fungi; Ascomycota; Dothideomycetes. The record is from RefSeq and is a predicted model, not a curated record. The transcript is spliced from 3 exons. Gene Ontology annotation, cellular component: membrane; endomembrane system.